Tympanuchus pallidicinctus (lesser prairie-chicken) is the source of this 3109-nucleotide messenger RNA. RefSeq names its product solute carrier family 38 member 9 (gene SLC38A9). Gene Ontology annotation, biological process: amino acid transmembrane transport. The record is from RefSeq and is a predicted model, not a curated record. Gene Ontology annotation, molecular function: amino acid transmembrane transporter activity. Bases 172 to 1851 code for a protein of 559 amino acids. The transcript is spliced from 15 exons. Lineage: Eukaryota; Metazoa; Chordata; Aves; Galliformes; Phasianidae.
CCUCCAGCAGCCCCGGCCCAGGCUGGCAGCGCGGGGCGGUGCCGCGCAGCUCGCCGGGAAGCGUAGUUCGGGGCUCGGCGUUCGGGGUCGCUUCCUGUUGUCGGCGCGGAGCGCUGCCGGGACCGCAGAAUAACUGUCAGAGUCUAGAAUAAAGAAGCAUAUUCGUCAGAUAUGGAGGAGGAUACAAAGCCUCUCUUGAUUCCUGUAGGAGGCGAUGAAAGUAAUUAUGGAAUCAUGAAUAUACAGUUUAAUCCAGAAGAUUUUAAAUGCAAAAGACCAUUUCAUGUGGAGCCUACAAACAUAGUCAGCGCCAGUGAUGACAUGCAAAGAGUCUCUGACGAAGCUUCAGCAAUGAAUAAGCGGAUUCAUUACUAUAGCAGGCUCACAUCUCCUUCAGACAAGGCAUUGGUUGCUCCUGAUCACGUACUUCCAGCUCCUGAUGAAAUCUAUGUAUAUAGUCCAUUAGGAACUGCAUUUAAAGUUGACAGUUGCACAGAUGGCUAUGGUAAAAACUCCAGUAUAGUGACAAUAUUUGUGAUAUGGAAUACAAUGAUGGGCACAUCUAUAUUAAGUAUCCCAUGGGGAAUAAAGCAGGCAGGAUUUACUUCUGGAAUCAUUCUCAUCAUACUGAUGGGCAUUCUGACACUUUAUUGCUGUUACAGAGUUGUGAAAUCACGAAAAAUGAUACCUUUAACAGAUACCUCGAACUGGGAAUUCCCAGAUGUUUGCAAGUAUUAUUUUGGAUCUUUCGGUCAGUGGUCAAGCCUGUUAUUUUCUAUGGUAUCUCUUGUUGGAGCCAUGGUCGUUUAUUGGGUGCUUAUGUCCAACUUUCUGUUCAACACAGGAAAGUUUAUAUACAACUUUGUUCAUGAUAUCAAUGUAACAGAUAUUGUUCCAGGCACAAAUGGAAGUAACAAAGUCAUUUGUCCAAAUGCUGCUAGUGAUCACCCACCACAGAACCAGAGUAUGAUAUUCUCUUCUGGGAACAGUACAGGCUUUCAGCUCUUCGAGGAGUGGUGGAGCAAAUCACAAACAGUACCAUUUUACUUGAUUGCUGUUCUUCUACCCCUGCUAAAUCUGAAGUCUCCAUCCUUCUUUGCAAAGUUUAAUGUCCUAGGUACGGUUUCAGUUAUCUACUUAGUUCUUCUGGUUACUGUAAAGGCUGCUCACCUGGGAAUUCACUUAGAAUUCAACUGGUUUACAGGGAAUGAAUUUUUUGUACCAGAAUUUAGAGUUCUGUUCCCUCAGCUCACAGGGGUUCUAACGCUUGCCUUCUUCAUUCACAAUUGUGUCAUCACUCUUCUUCAAAAUAACAAGAAUCAAGAAAACAACGUGAGAGACCUCUCCAUUGCUUACUUCCUGGUGGGAUUAACAUAUCUGUAUGUUGGAGUAAUAAUUUUUGCAUCUUUUCCUUCUCCACCACUAUCCAAAGAAUGUAUUGAACAGAAUUUUCUAGAUAACUUUCCCAGCAACGACAUCAUGUCUUUUAUUGCAAGAAUAUUUCUGCUGUUCCAGAUGAUUACUGUAUACCCACUGUUGGGCUAUCUGGCACGGGUCCAGCUAUUAAGACAGGUUUUUGGAAACGCUUACCCAAGUGUUUUCCAUGUGCUUGCUCUGAACGUAGCAAUUGUAGGAGCUGGAGUAGCAAUGGCAAGAUUUUAUCCAAAUAUUGGAGGUAUCAUAAGAUACUCUGGAGCAACGUGUGGUCUGGCCUUUGUCUUUGUGUAUCCAUCACUCAUCUACGUGAUCUCCAUGCAUCGUGCUGGGCAGCUGACGUGGCCAGCGUUGAUCAUUCACAUCUUUAUAAUCCUCCUUGGACUGGCUAAUCUGAUUGCACAAUUUCUAUUCUGAAAAUCCCUUUCUCCCUGUGGCUGUCACGAGUGAUACUGUGACAUUUGGCCACAGCCUUGAGCAACAUUAUCACACUUGAUAAUGCAAUCAUCUUGAGAAAAGCUGCACCUUUGAAAUAAAUUCAAAACACAUCUUACAGGCACUUGAAAGAAAACCUGCUUUGUUCCACUAAAAACACAAUUUUGAGAUUAGUGAAAUACUUCAAAUAUGAUUGGGGUAGUUCGGUUGCUGUUGAAUAUACAUGAAGGGUUAAUGAUGCUCAGAUAUUUUAAUUUUUUAGAGCUAACUUCUCAAAACACUCAGCUUGCAGCCUUAAGCUGUAGAACUCCUCUUUCUUUUGAAAGAACUGUCCUUACCUUUAAUCUGAACGUGUUUCUGUAGUAUUGUUCACUAGUGUUUGAAAUGUUCUUUUGUUGCAAUUGUUUUACUGUUUUGUUUGGAAAAUGAAGAAAUCAUUUUCUUCCCUUUUUUCUUUUAUUUUUUACUUUUUUAAAGCUAAUUUAUUGUCAUUUGGGUCAAAAUGCGCUCUUAAUUUUGAAUAUGCUAUUAAAUUGUUUUGGCAACAUUCUUCCUGUAAAAAAUUCCAACUACAAGAAACAAUAAACUCUUAUCCCAGUGUUUUAUUCAGAACCAAUAUGUACACAAGCUAUUUGUGAUCUUAAAAUGAAAAACAUCAGGGGGUUGAAAAAAAAAUAAAACAAGACUCAAUUAAAAUCAGAAUUCCAGGCUUGACCUCACUUCAACUCUUUUAACUAAGUGAAGUUGUCUUGUCAGGAGUUAUUAUGUAGUUCUGUGGGUGCAAGAUGCUUUACAGGCUUGAUGUUUCAGACCUGAGCAGAGACAUUACAGGCAAAGCUAGCAUACUCUCAUAUUGUGCAUUAAAGGAAGUAAUUUCUGUUUUAGCUGAUUCUUAAAAGAAACUGGAAGAAUAUGGGAAAGGUGGUGGUGUUUAGUUGUUCUUGUUACUAUUGAUUUUGUUUUUAACUUCUUGUUUACCAACUGAGAGAGUGUGCAUGUGUAUGUAUACAACUUCCUUUGCCUGAGGAUCUGAGCCCUAACCUAAAAUACGUGUUUACAGCAUUACCUAGAUAAUCUGCCAUAUUUCUCUAAGGAAUAAUUCUGUGAUUUUUUUGUGUGUGAGUUUUUGUAGUGAUGAUGCAGUUCCAUUUGUCUAUCAUGGACUUUUUAAACUUUGCAAAAGACACUGUCUUCCAUAAGUGACCUUUGCCUUGUAUGAAAUACACAUAAUUAUUUCAGA